ACCAGCCAACAGCCAGCUUCGUGCUGACAGCAGCUCUCGGAUAAUGGCACCCAGCGCUCUCUCCCUGGAAAUCCUGACACCCAAAGAGAAGAACAGACUCAGAAAACCCAUUGUAGAGAAACUGCGUCGCGAUAGGAUUAACAGCAGCAUUGAGCAGCUGAAGCUGCUCCUGGAGAAGGAGUUCCAGAGACACCAACCCAACUCCAAGCUGGAGAAAGCCGACAUCCUGGAGAUGACUGUCAGCUACCUGAAAUACAGCCGAGCUUUUGCAGCCUCUGCCAAAAGCCUACAGCAGGAUUACUGCGAAGGGUAUGCCUGGUGCCUCAAAGAAGCUCUGCAAUUCCUGUCUCUCCAUUCAGCAAACACAGAAACUCAGAUGAAGCUGAUCUGCCAUUUCCAGAGGUCACAAGCAAUGCCCAAGGACUCCGGUUCUCCUUCUGCAUCCACUUCCACUCACCAGCCCUCAGCAAAACAAACACCAGUGAAGCCUUCCUGCAACCUCUGGAGGCCUUGGUAGGCCAAGAGCACGCUCACCAUCACCUGGACACUGGUGCACAUUCCAGAGGAGACUACGACUUGCUACAGAAGUCCCCCUACUCCUCUCACCAGUAGGAAAAAAUGUUUUCCUUCUGCAGAGCAUUACUGCGUGUGGAUGCCUGCUUCCCUUCUUCCAGAAGGACCGAAAUGUUCCCACCAUGUGGAGAGAAAGUUAUUCUGAAGGAAUGCAGGACGUAACCCUCCUGCUAGGAGGACCGAGUCGUUCAGAGAGGAACGCCGACUGUUCUUAACCUUAGUGAGGUUGCACGGGUACAUCUGUUAAGAAAGCUAUAUCCGCUGAGAUGUUCAGGUCAGCGUUUUCAGGUGUCCGCUCAGCAGCAGCCCCCCCUGCCUCCUGCCCUGCUCGGGGCCCCCACACCGCCUGCACCUGAGCCACAGGCUGCAGCUGGGGCUGGGCUAAGCGCACACACGUGAAAACCUGGCUGCCAGCAGGUUCUAUGAUAUUUGUAGACUGUACUGAGCAUGCUCCAGAAAUGGCUAAACCAUAACUCAAGCUGUGUAGAGGAAAUUCCUCGGGAUGUCUUGCUCGCAAAGUCAGAGUGCUGUUUGUGAGGUUCAGGAUAUGUAUGCCUUUUAUAAAGGCAAGAGCUCCUUCUAAUAUCCUUAUAGGAAUGAAAGUUACGGCUG
Molecule: messenger RNA, 1185 nt
Organism: Gallus gallus (chicken)
Lineage: Eukaryota; Metazoa; Chordata; Aves; Galliformes; Phasianidae
Gene: HES5A
Product: hes family bHLH transcription factor 5
Exons: 3
Coding region: 44-517 (157 amino acids)
Biological process (GO): anterior/posterior pattern specification; regulation of neurogenesis; regulation of transcription by RNA polymerase II
Cellular component (GO): nucleus
Molecular function (GO): RNA polymerase II cis-regulatory region sequence-specific DNA binding; protein dimerization activity; DNA-binding transcription factor activity, RNA polymerase II-specific
Source: RefSeq, marked provisional